UGAAAUUGUCUCGCUUGCACAUGACGUCUGCGUGGCAUACGUUUGCCUUUCACGUUCCUUUUCGCGAACCGUCUCUCUUCUUCCUCUUUGUGGGGAGUACGCCAUAGUUGGCGUUUUAGUGUUGCAUCUCUGUGUGAAAAUCUUAAAACAUCCAACAUGGUUAAUUUUACAGUAGACGAAAUCCGUGGCAUGAUGGACAAAAAACGGAACAUCCGUAACAUGUCCGUCAUUGCUCACGUUGAUCACGGCAAAUCGACCUUAACAGACUCCCUAGUGUCCAAAGCCGGUAUUAUUGCCGGUGCCAAGGCAGGUGAAACUCGUUUCACCGAUACGCGGAAGGACGAACAGGAACGUUGCAUUACAAUUAAAUCAACGGCCAUCUCUAUGUACUUCGAGUUGGACGAUAAGGAUUUAGUUUUCAUUACCAACCCAGAUCAACGGGAAAAGGAGGAAAAGGGUUUCUUAAUUAAUUUAAUUGACUCACCUGGACACGUCGAUUUCUCUUCUGAAGUAACGGCUGCACUCCGUGUCACCGAUGGUGCUUUAGUGGUCGUGGAUUGUGUGUCAGGUGUCUGUGUACAAACUGAAACCGUGUUACGUCAGGCCAUCGCCGAACGUAUUAAGCCUAUUCUGUUCAUGAACAAAAUGGAUCGUGCUCUUCUUGAAUUGCAACUGGAAGCCGAAGAGUUGUAUCAAACUUUCCAACGUAUUGUAGAAAAUGUUAACGUAAUCAUUGCCACGUAUUCAGAUGACAGUGGACCAAUGGGUGAAGUUCGUGUGGACCCCAGCAAGGGUUCGGUAGGGUUCGGUUCCGGUCUGCACGGUUGGGCAUUUACUCUGAAGCAGUUUGCCGAAAUGUACUCUGAGAAAUUCAAGAUCGAUGUCGUUAAACUAAUGAACCGUUUGUGGGGAGAAAACUUCUUCAGCCCCAAGACAAAGAAGUGGGCCAAGCAAAAGGAAGCCGAUAACAAGCGUUCGUUCUGCAUGUACGUUUUGGAUCCCAUCUACAAAAUUUUCGACUGCAUCAUGAACUACAAGAAAGAAGAAACCGAACAGCUGCUUUCCAAGCUUGGUGUUGUACUGAAGCACGAAGACAAGGAUAAGGAUGGAAAGCCAUUAUUAAAGGUUGUUAUGCGUACGUGGCUUCCCGCUGGUGAAGCUUUACUUCAAAUGAUUGCCAUCCAUCUUCCAUCACCGGUAGUGGCACAGAAAUAUCGUAUGGAAAUGUUAUACGAAGGUCCUCAUGAUGAUGAGGCGGCUCUUGCUGUUAAGAAUUGCGAUCCCAAUGGUCCCCUUAUGAUGUACGUGUCAAAAAUGGUACCGACUUCUGAUAAAGGACGUUUCUACGCAUUCGGACGUGUAUUUUCGGGCAAAGUAGCUACUGGCCAAAAAGCUCGCAUCAUGGGUCCAAAUUACACCCCAGGAAAGAAAGAAGACUUGUACGAGAAAGCUAUCCAAAGAACCAUCCUUAUGAUGGGCCGUUACGUUGAAGCCAUCGAAGACGUACCCUCUGGCAAUAUUUGCGGUUUGGUUGGUGUAGAUCAAUUCUUAGUGAAAACUGGCACCAUUACAACUUUCAAAGAUGCCCACAACAUGAAGGUCAUGAAAUUCAGUGUUUCUCCUGUUGUGCGUGUAGCCGUAGAACCCAAGAAUCCGGCCGAUUUACCCAAAUUAGUAGAAGGUCUUAAACGUCUCGCCAAAUCCGAUCCUAUGGUUCAAUGUAUUAUUGAGGAAUCUGGAGAACACAUCAUCGCCGGUGCCGGCGAAUUGCACUUGGAAAUUUGCCUGAAAGAUUUAGAAGAGGAUCAUGCGUGUAUUCCACUUAAGAAGUCUGACCCAGUCGUAUCGUACCGUGAAAGUGUGAGUGAAGAAUCCAAUCAAAUGUGUCUUUCAAAGUCGCCAAAUAAGCAUAAUCGUUUGUUUAUGAAAGCUUGUCCCAUGCCUGAUGGAUUAGCGGAGGAUAUUGACAAUGGUGAUGUCAACCCUCGGGAUGACUUCAAAGUUCGUGCUCGUUACUUAAGUGAGAAAUACGAUUACGAUGUUACAGAAGCACGUAAAAUCUGGUGUUUCGGACCUGACGGUACCGGUCCCAACAUCCUUGUGGACUGCACGAAAGGUGUGCAGUAUCUCAAUGAAAUCAAAGAUUCCGUUGUUGCUGGCUUCCAAUGGGCAGCGAAGGAGGGUGUGCUUGCAGAAGAAAACUUGCGCGGGGUUCGUUUUAACAUCUUUGACGUUACACUCCAUGCUGACGCUAUCCAUAGGGGAGGUGGUCAAAUUAUUCCUACAACACGUAGAUGCUUGUACGCUUGUUUGCUCACAGCGGCUCCCAGAAUUAUGGAGCCAGUUUACCAAUGUGAAAUUCAGUGCCCUGAAGUUGCAGUAGGUGGUAUUUACGGUGUGUUGAAUAGAAGACGUGGUCAUGUCUUUGAGGAAGCUCAAGUAGCAGGAACACCCAUGUUUGUAGUUAAGGCAUAUCUACCAGUAAACGAAUCGUUUGGUUUCACUGCCGAUUUACGUUCGAAUACGGGCGGUCAAGCUUUCCCACAGUGUGUAUUCGAUCACUGGCAAAUCUUCCCAGGUGACCCAACGGAACCAUCCAGCAAAACUUACACAAUUGUCCAAGAUAUUAGAAAACGAAAGGGUCUGAAAGAUGGACUUCCAGAUCUUGCUCAAUACUUGGACAAAUUGUAAGCUGCAAAGUUAGAGCUGUACAAAUAAAUAUUUUACAAGUACUAAGUUGUAAUUUAAAUAAGUUGAUAUUAAUUUUUUUUUAAUUCAAAUUGGUCGGAACCGGAUAGGAAGAUGUCGGAUGUUAACAGCGGUACAAGUUCCAAAUUGUAAAAAUUGCUAAUCCGGUUUAAUGAAGUGCAUUGUACAGUUAUUCCAUUGCAAGUAAAGUUCUAUUGACGGGA
Photinus pyralis (common eastern firefly) is the source of this 2912-nucleotide messenger RNA. RefSeq names its product elongation factor 2 (gene eEF2). The record is from RefSeq and is a predicted model, not a curated record. Gene Ontology annotation, biological process: translational elongation. Gene Ontology annotation, cellular component: cytosol; ribonucleoprotein complex. NCBI's taxonomy places the organism in Eukaryota, Metazoa, Arthropoda, Insecta, Coleoptera, Lampyridae. Gene Ontology annotation, molecular function: ribosome binding; GTP binding; GTPase activity. Bases 157 to 2691 code for a protein of 844 amino acids. The transcript has 11 exons.